This is a messenger RNA of Rhinolophus ferrumequinum (greater horseshoe bat), 1563 nucleotides long. It is a transcript of the gene IFI27, whose product is annotated as interferon alpha inducible protein 27. Bases 1141 to 1431 code for a protein of 96 amino acids. NCBI's taxonomy places the organism in Eukaryota, Metazoa, Chordata, Mammalia, Chiroptera, Rhinolophidae. Gene Ontology annotation, biological process: apoptotic signaling pathway. Gene Ontology annotation, cellular component: mitochondrion; membrane. The record is from RefSeq and is a predicted model, not a curated record. The transcript has 3 exons.
UAUUGCGAUUUCUUUUCUGCACAAAGAACUAUGUUUUUGAGAUUCAUCAGUGUUGCUAGGUAAGCACCUAAUCCUUGCUUCCACCUGCUUCAAAGUGAUUGUAUGUGCAUACACCACCAUUGAGCCUUCUUUCCUUUGGGUGGACACCCAGGGGUCCUCCAACCUCCACCAGCACAGGUAGCAUAGUGUGGAAUGGGGGAAGAGAACCGGGCCUCUGACCACUGCCCGACCUCUGACCUUUGCUCAGUGCCAUCCAGUGCUGCCCUGGGCUCAGCUGUGUCUAACAUGGGAUCCUUGCUGGGGACACUGGAUAUCUCCUACCUACUGGAAUUCCCUGCUGAGGCCUUGACUGCUUCCCCAAUUGGCGGUAACUGGCCUUGAGCCUCAAACACCCCUUCAGGCAUUCAAUAGUCCUUGCCUGACUUCAGCCAAGUCAUGCAAAUGAAACACAUUCUCUCUACAUGAGGAUUCAUUGCUGUCUGCAGAGUUUUUUCGGGACUAUAGGAGAAAGUCAUACAAUCCCCCACUAAGCAAACAUUGACCCUAUUUUCAGACAAACUAACGUCCUGGCUCAGAGAGCAUGACCCCCAUGCCGUUCUCCUCUCCCUGCCCCAAUCAAACUACUGUGCCCUAAGUUACUUCACCAAGGAUCUCGCAUUCACUGAGAAGCGGUGCUGCAGUGGCUUGCCUUCCUCCCACACCUGUAAGGUUUUGUUUGUUUUCAGUUUAACCAAACCUGGCUUGGAACACAGAGAGAAAGAAAAAGAUAACUUCUGAUCUCCCCACAACCUCCCAACCAACCAACCAAUCAGCAGACAGAUAAAACAGAAACCUGCAUAUGAUGACUGAAUUUUGGGGAAGAAGGACCUCCAACCCCGUCUCCAGAUAACUCUAGGCCAGGGCAUGCACGUCCCUUCAGGACAGUUCCUUUGCCUCUGCAGCAAUCCUUACCAAGCUCAGGGCCGUGAGGUCCUCCUUCUUGGGAAAUCCCACUUCUCAGAGUGAAGCCACAGGAUGGGGCCUAGGGCGUGUCAGGCACGGCCAUUCCUUCCUGUUUCCCGCCUUGGGGCAGCCCCUCCCCCAUAGGUGGGCCAUUGGCUCAGGGAGGGGAGGAGAGGCCAGUGUGGAUCCACUCACAGAAUGUUCUUUUGGUUUGCAGCCAAGGCUACUGCAGCUGUGAUCGGAGGAGCCGUGGCCGUGGGCGCUGCGCCCGUGGUGCUGGGCGCCAUGGGCUUCACUGGGGCCGGAAUCGCAGCCUCCUCCCUAGCGGCCAAGAUGAUGUCAGUCGCAGCCAUUGCCAACGGGGGCGGGAUUGCCGCCGGCAGCCUGGUGGCUACUCUGCAGUCCGCGGGAGCGGCUGGACUCUCCCUGUCAACCAAUGUCAUCCUGGGCUCUGCUGGAUCUGCCCUUGCGACCCUCCUGGUAUUAUAGCUCCCUAUCACUCCCACUGCUGAGAAGACGACCUGGUGGGGACCAGCCGACGCAGUGAGGACCAGUCCCGGGGUGACAAUGUGCCAAACACAGAGGAAAAUAAAAAAUAAAAAUGAGUUACAACCCCUUCCA